This is a messenger RNA of Salvia hispanica, 2224 nucleotides long. RefSeq names its product putative flavin-containing monooxygenase 1. The record is from RefSeq and is a predicted model, not a curated record. NCBI's taxonomy places the organism in Eukaryota, Viridiplantae, Streptophyta, Magnoliopsida, Lamiales, Lamiaceae. Gene Ontology annotation, molecular function: N,N-dimethylaniline monooxygenase activity; flavin adenine dinucleotide binding; NADP binding.
AGGCCGCCAAAUUGCUACAAAAUUCGAAAAUCGAAAUCAUUAGCACAAGAUUGUGUUUGGUGUUGGCAUUUGGUGUGUUUGAGUUCCAGUAACAAUGAUACACGUGUAGAAUUGUGUAGAUAAGCGCUUCCAUCUUAUCCAGUAAUCAGGUAUGGAUGAGAAACGAGUAGCCAUCGUGGGCGCCGGAAUCAGCGGCCUCCUCGCCUGCAAAUACGCGGCCGCGAAGGGCUUCACUCCGGUGGUCUUGGAAGAGCAAGACAAGGUUGGCGGGCUGUGGAAUCACACUCUGGAGUCCACCACCCUUCAAGUUCCUAAGCAGUUGUAUGAAUUUUCAGACUUCCCCUGGCCUUCUUCUGUCCAAGAACUGCGCCCCCACAACACCCAACUCGUCGAAUAUCUCCAAUCCUACGCCCACAAAUUCCAGCUGUUGCACUACGUCAAAUUCAAUACCAAAGUAAUCGAUGUUGAUUACGUGGGAGGGUCUAAAGAAGAGAUGAAUUGCUGGGGUGGAGAUGGCAAAGCCUUUGCAUCCAAAGGGAAAUGGAUUCUCAGAGUUUCCCACUCAGGAGAUCAUCAUGACUCCAUCAAGGAGUAUGAAGCAGAGUUCUUGGUUCUGUGCAUUGGGAAAUUCAGCGGUCUUCCAAAUAUCCCGGACUUUGCUCCGGGAUAUGGGAGCGAUGCGUUUUCUGGCAAAGUAAUGCACUCCAUGGAUCUCGCCAAAAUGGAGAAUGCUGCUGCUGCUCAACUCAUCAAGGGGAAACGUAUCGUCAUUAUAGGUUCUGGGAAAUCAGCAGUUGACAUUGCAUACGAGUGCGCCAAUCUAAAUGGAAGAGAUAAUCCUUGCACAAUGGUACAAAGAAGAAUCCAUUGGAUGAUACCCCACGACGCCCAGCCAUGGGGGCUAAGCUUCAGCUUUUUGUUCUUCACUCGCUUUGCUGAGCUCAUGCUUCACAAGCCCGGCCAGGGCUUUUUCUUCACCGCCGCCACAAUCUUGCUCACUCCCCUGCGAUGGGUUGUGAACAAGCUGGUGGAAAUCUAUCUUAAAUGGCGACUUCCCAUUAAAAAAUAUGACAUGGUUCCAACGGAGAAUUUCAUCGGACAAGCCUCGUCUUGUCAGAUACACUUCCUGCAGCCGAACUUCUACGACAGAGUAGAAGAUGGCAGCAUUCUGAUGAAAAAAUCGAAAACCUUCACCUUCUGCAAAGAGGGUCUAAUCCUCGAUGGAGAAGCUCUCCCGUUGCAUGCAGACGUGGUCAUCUUUGCAACGGGAUAUAAGGGAAAGGAGAAGCUGAAGAACAUGUUUGCUUCUCCCACUUAUCAAAACUACAUAUUUGGAUCUCCAAACUCGAUUGUGCCUCUCUACAGACAGAUGAUCCAUCCAAGAAUCCCACAGCUGGCAGUGAUAGGCUACUCGGAGUCUCUGUCGUGUUUAUUCACAUUUGAAAUGAGGUGCAAAUGGCUGUCGCAUUUUCUGGAUGGGGAGUUCGGGUUGCCGAAUAUAAGAGAUAUGGAGAAGGAGAUGGAAGGAUGGGAGAAAUACAUGAAGAGGUAUGCAGGCAAGGGAAGGUCUUGCAUUGGUGGGGUGCCUAUUUGGUACAAUGAUCAAUUAUGUAGAGACAUUGGGUCUACUCCCAAAAGAAAGAAUGGCUUCGUUUCAGAGCUGUUUCAGCCUUAUGGCCCAGCUGACUACCACCACCUAGAAGGAGCGAAAGGUUUCGCGAAGUUGGAUAAGUUUGCUGGCCAGGACUUUAGACGCUGGCAAAAGAAGAUGCAUUUCAUGCUGACAAAUCUCAAGGUGGUGUACGUUCUGAGUACUCCCAUGCCCGAGGCUGUUGAAAAUGAAACUCUGGAACAGACGAGGAGGCGGAUGAAGUGGGAGAACGAUGACUACAUUUGUCGGGGUCACAUUUUAAACGCCAAAUAUAUGGCAGAAGAUGCUUCUAGCAAGAAAUAUACGUACGAGAUGAGGUGCAAAUGGGUGGCGCAGCUUCUUGAUGAGGCGGUGGAGUUGCCGAGCAUCAAGGAGAUGGAGAAGGACAUCGAGACGUGGGAGAGGUACAUGAAGACGUACUCUGGUAACGGGAAAUACAGAAGCAGUUGUGUUGCUGGAUUGCACAUAUGGUAUAAUGAUCAAAUAUGUAGAGACAUUGGUAUUAAUCCUAGAAGAAAGAAGGGCUUUUUUGCAGAUAUGUUUCAGCCUUAUGGUCCACGGGAUUACAGUUGA